Marmota monax (woodchuck) is the source of this 1322-nucleotide messenger RNA. Its product is annotated as superoxide dismutase [Cu-Zn]-like. Gene Ontology annotation, molecular function: copper ion binding; superoxide dismutase activity. Gene Ontology annotation, biological process: removal of superoxide radicals. Lineage: Eukaryota; Metazoa; Chordata; Mammalia; Rodentia; Sciuridae. The transcript has a single exon. Gene Ontology annotation, cellular component: nucleus; peroxisome; mitochondrion. Bases 261 to 719 code for a protein of 152 amino acids. The record is from RefSeq and is a predicted model, not a curated record.
UUUUUCUCAGUAGCUGUUGUUAGUACAUUUUUAUCACUAUAAGGAAAUACCUGCAGCAGGCUACUUUUAAAGAAAAAAAGAUUUAGUUCAGAGUUCUGAAGAUUGAAGAGCAUGGUGCUCAACUCUGGUGAGGACCUCACGGCAAAACAAUGACCAAAGCAUGUAUGAGAAGGAAUGAUCCUGUGCCAGCAUCUCCUGCGACAUUGUCACAACUACUUAGCAAUGUUUGGGGUCAGACUGUCGCACUCCUCUAGUGAGUUAUGGCAAUGAAGGCCGUGUGCAUGCUGAAGGACAAUGGUCCAGUGCAGGGCACCAUCCACUUCAAGCAGAAGGCAAAUAAAGUUUUAGUAUCGGGACACAUUAUAGGAUUGGCUGAAGGGCAGCACAGGUUCCAUGUCCAUCAGUUGAGAGAUAAUGCAGAAGGCGGUACAAAUGCAGGUUCUCACUUUAAUCCUCAGUCCAAACAACAUGGUGGGUCAAUGGAUGAAGAAAGGAAUGUCAGAGACCUGGACAAUGUGACUGCUGACAUAGAUGGUAUGGUCAAUGUGUCCGUUGAGGAUUCUUUGAUCUCACUCUCAGGAGAGCAUGCCAUCGUUGGCCGCACAAUGGUAGUCCAUGAAAAACCAGAUGACUUGGGCAAAGGUGGAAAUGAAGAAAAUACAAAAGUGGGAAAUGCCAGAAGUUGUCUGGCUUGUGGUGUAGUUGGGAUAGAACAGUAAACAUUCCCUUCCAUGUGGCUGAGUCCCAGAAACUCAUCUGUUAUCCUGCUAGUUGGUAGAAAUUUAACUUGGUAAACAUUAAACAUUGUAAUCUUAAAAGUAUAACUGUGUGACUUCUUUUUAAUUGCUCUAAGUAUUUGUAAUGAGAGGGAGUGAUCACAUGAUGCGGCAGAAAGCUGAGAUUCAGGGCUCAGGCUCACUCAGAUUUUAUAACAUAAUGCUCUUUUGAGAGCUCAGGGGUACAUUUUUGCUCUAGAUUGCUUAAACACAACUACCACAUUCACUUCCAUAUUGUCUUUGACUGCUUUUGUACCAUAAUGGCACAGUUGAGCAUUUGCAACAGAGAAUAUAUAAUCCACAAAUCUUAAAAUAUUUACUAUCUGACCUCUUGUAGAAAAAAAAAAUGUUGAUUCCUCUCUUGGACAACAGGUCCUUGGAACACAAUGCAGUGUUAGAAAUCAAUGACACACAGAGACAAAUAUUUAGACAUUAAAAAUCACACUGUUAGGUGAAUGGAUAAAGAAAAUGUGGUACAUAUACACAACGGAAUAUUAAUUACUCAGCCUUAAGAAGAAUGAAAUUAUGGCAUUUGCAGGUAAAUGA